AUGAGUUUAACAAAGUUGAACCUUAAGUUCAAAUCAUUGACCUCCCGUGUCUGGCGCCACCAUGAAGCUUCCGAGCUACUGAUGAAGAAGCCCAAAAAGUUGAGAGCCGCUCUCAACAAGGUAAAAAAUCUUACCCGCUUACUUUCUUCUAAGAAAGUGCAACCUCCAGCUUCUUUUCCUGCUGAAAACGAAGCUGUCUAUCCAACUACCGCUGCAGCUUUGGCAUCCAUUGAAGUUUGUCCAGGCUCUACCACCUUACCCAUAUCAGAAGCAUCCACCUUAUUUGACUACUCUUCUAAUUCUCAAAUGACUCCAGCCACUAGUUGUGCUGUUUAUCAUGUUAGGGCUGGUGCUUUGAAAGGAGCAGCUAAUUCCAGUUUCCUGCUCAAGAAAUCCGUUUCAUUCGGAUAUACUACUACCAUCUACUUUGUCAAGCACUCCUUUACUUCCUAUAAAGAGGACACAAUUACUUCCAUUGUUUCGGCAAUCCCACGCCUUGAAGAGUCUGAAGGUAUUUUUAAAAUUGGCGAUGCCGCCGACAUCUUAGAAUGCGAUCGUUCAUUCUUUGAUUCUGAGUCUUUGAACUCAAACGAGUGCUCUUCACUCAUUGGUGUCACAUCCACCAACAGUGACCCUUUAACUGCUAACUCUUUGGUUUAUUCCUCCGAUUUUGUGGAGUUCUCCCACUAUCCAUUUGAUUUCACCGUGCCUGUUGUUCCCGAGGCCAUUGGUGAUUCCGUAAUGAGACUUUCCAGUCACUUACGUAUGUACCGUGUUAUGAAAAUGUGUCUGUUCUUUUCUGAGAACAGAUACAUAGCUGAAAAGACCGAUGAUGUUGAAGAUUCUUCUAAUGGUUUUGAGGUAGUAUCCAAGACUGUUGUUGAGAUGACUGGAACUUUUUCUUCUCCUUCUUCUUUGUCUUCCUCUUCCGUCGAGUUCUCCAAGGAAGUUUGUCAUGACGAGAUAGACUUCCCCCAUAGCCAUCAACCCUUGAAUGACCUCCUGGAUGACCCGAAGGAAUCAUCUGCCGUCAAUUGCGUUCUGCGCGCGACCGUAGUUGUUGGCGGACGAUGUAAAGAGGUUAGUUCAGAAUUUGAAGGAGCAACUAAUUCGAAUGUUUCAACUCAGUCAGAUGACUUCGAACCUCAAUUGAUUUCUGAAAUUUCAUCGACCCCUUGCUCUAUGAAAAAAGUACUUGAAGUAAAAUUUGGUUUACCAACUGUUAGUCAGAAAAUUGAGCCAAUUUUGACCCCAAAUGAAGAGGACUUGAAGGAUGUUUAUCUGUCUGAAACUGACACAGAUAGUCCUUCAGGAACUCUUUCGAUUGAUAUCCUAACUUUGACACAGUCAGAGAGGAGAUCUCUUCAAUGUCAAAGCAAACGGCUUACGAAUUAUUCUGACUAUAAGCUAGCAAGCAAGUUAAUCAGGGCAUUAAAGCGAGAUCUUCACACAGCUGAUAAAACCAUUAGUCGCAUUCCAAAUGCUGGCACACUCAAGCUUUGGUUCGAGUAUCAAUUAGGAAACAUACCUGAAAUUGACAGGUCUCUUUUCAAAAAGAUUGAGAAUAAUUAUUUAACAUUGGAAACACUUUGGUUCAGUGGUAGGAUACCAGAAGAACUUGACAGUACUGUUGAAGAUUUGGCCGAAAGUGCACAGUCUAUUCUGGAAUGGCACCUAUCAAUUGUAAGUAUGAUGAACGAGAAUGGUUAUACCCACGAAACUAUUAAGCAAAUGAAUUCUAGAGCCAAUAAAAUAUCUUGGGUUGAUGAUGAUGAAAGUUCAGUGCUGAAACGUUCUCCAAUGAAACAACUACCAGAUACCCUCGUUAAUAAAUAUCUUCAGAGAGUAAUUGAAAUGGAUUACUGA
This is a messenger RNA of Lizanozyma spartinae, 1866 nucleotides long. RefSeq lists its product as uncharacterized. The coding region runs from base 1 to 1866 and encodes 621 amino acids. The record is from RefSeq and is a predicted model, not a curated record. The transcript has a single exon. NCBI's taxonomy places the organism in Eukaryota, Fungi, Ascomycota, Pichiomycetes, Serinales, Debaryomycetaceae.